GUGAGAAAACGCACCCGACCACAAGCUCCACCACCAGACAACCUCCCGCAAAGACCACCGUCUCGACAAAUAAAAGCACAAUGGCCAAUCCACGCAUCGAGGAAAUCGUCGACGAGCCGGAGAAGAAGGCCGCCGAGGUCGAGGAUGCUGAGUCCAGCUCCGAAUCCGAGGCGGAGGGUGGUGAGGCGACCAUCCCCGCCGGCUCCUCCGUCGCUGUUCACUCCCGCAACGAGAAGAAGGCUCGCAAGGCCAUUGCCAAGCUUGGAUUGAAGCACGUUGAAGGCAUCACAAGGGUCACCCUUCGCCGACCGAAGAACAUCCUCUUCGUCAUCAACAACCCCGAUGUCUACAAGUCGCCCUCAAGCAACACCUACAUCAUCUUCGGCGAGGCCAAGAUUGAGGACUUGAACUCCCAGGCCCAAGCCUCCGCUGCUCAACAGCUCGCGGCCGCCGAAGCUGCCGCCCACGAGCACGCUGGUCAUGACCACGACCAUGGCCACGGUAAGGGCAAGGCUGAGGAAAAGAAGGAAGAGGAGGAGGACGAGGGCGAGGAGGUUGAUGACAGCGGUCUUGAGGCCAAGGACAUUGAGCUCGUCAUGCAGCAGGCCAACGUGUCCCGGAAGAAGGCGGUCAAAGCACUGAAGGAGAACGACAACGAUAUCGUGAACUCCAUCAUGGCGCUCAGCUUAUAGUUCAACGUCUCGUGAGCGAUGACGGGACAACUAGGAGCACGGCUCGCUACAUUUCUUCCAACUCUGUAUAAAAGGAUAUAAUACAGAAUUCCAUGGAGAAAAGCGAUCAUUGUGACGUAUCGCUCUGUGGUCUGUAUCCAGCGGACCAAUGGAUAAAAUUAGUCAAACUCAAGGACUUGUGAUUGC
This is a messenger RNA of Westerdykella ornata, 878 nucleotides long. Its product is annotated as nascent polypeptide-associated complex, alpha subunit. The record is from RefSeq and is a predicted model, not a curated record. Gene Ontology annotation, cellular component: cytoplasm; nascent polypeptide-associated complex. The transcript is spliced from 3 exons. Gene Ontology annotation, biological process: protein targeting to membrane. Lineage: Eukaryota; Fungi; Ascomycota; Dothideomycetes; Pleosporales; Sporormiaceae. The coding region runs from base 81 to 692 and encodes 203 amino acids.